AAUUCGAGCAGGCGCGGUCCCAAUAGCUUAAGGAAAGUCUGGCAAGUUUGGCUAUCCUUUCGCUCCUUCCUUUUAAUCCAGCGACAGCGACUUUCCCUUCCAGAUUCCCGUCUUCCAUCGCUCCAUCUCCAGCGUGCAUCCCGCAUCAGGCUGUUUCAGUCGCUGGCCAGCCUCUCCUUUCCAGAAACCAACUUUCCCACCAUCCCCGGACCGCCGAUCCGCAUGCCCGUGACGACACAAUCCCUACAGCCUACAAGAUUCAGUAUCGUAAUAUGAAGUGAGAAGAAAUAUCGAACAUCCCUCAUACCCAGCCAACAAGAUGGAAAUGGUGGCAGAAGAGGAGGCGCCGAGGUCGUUGUCUCCACUGGCACGACCUCGUUUCGCCGAAGCUGGCAGCCAGCCCUCGUCCCCUCUACGCACUACUUUUACUCCCGACACUCCUACACCGGCGCAUACCACCCUCUCGAAUGAGCUGCUCCGACCGCCGACUGCCGUGUCUGUCCACUUUGGCCCCCCGACUCCUGCCGACUUCAACCUCCCAUCCGUCAAGAGCUUUAUCAAUGGCUCGGCUCCUCGUUCCGUCUCAGCUACGAGCCCUCGUCCGCGACCUUUCGUCUUGCGCCAUGACUCGGAUCCAACCAUGCGUACCAUGUCGCGCAACAGGGACGCCAGUGGAGGCAGUGGCACACAGACGCCGCCAGAGAGAAGACUAGGAGAAGACCAGCUGGAUGCCGGAGAUGAACACGGCCGUCAGGGCUCCUUCUUCUCCCGUCUGAAGGCCAUGGCGACGCCAACACACUCGCGCCAUCCCAGCGAGUUCACAAAUGCCUCUGCUCUCAUGACGCCAACAGAGGAGCUGGAAGAGCCGCACUUUCCCAUCUACUCUCAGUCGCAUCACGACGGCAGUGAGGCCGAAGGCGAUAUUGAGAGCUCAAUGGACGAGGCUGUAGAGGGCCAAGAAACACGGCCGAGGCGCAAGUCUAGGAGAAAGAUGGAGAAGACCGUCUCUGCUGGCCCCACGACUCCACGUACACCACGUUUCCCGUCCUUCUUGCGGGAUCAUGCAGAUCACACUCCACGCUUGCCUCGUAGGGCUACCAUGACAGACAUUCCAGAAAACUCGAGAGCAGGCGUUAGCGAAGACGAGGGGCGUGACCGCCUUGCAAAAAGCGCGUGGAGGCGUGGUCUGGAAGGAGCAAGAGGCCUGAGCUAUGUCCAUCGCAGCAACAGGUCGAACAACGAAGCUGCAGAACAGUCGGACUCAAAUCGUCCCACUACUGCGAGAAGAUUCACUGGUUUCGGUGCUCUCGAUGGCUCAGCUUCACCGUGGCGAGGCCGCGGAGAGCGUCAACAGAGUACUAGUGCUCAAAAGUGGAAGCAAGUCAAGGCUGGUCUAAAGUUGCUAGGUCAACGCAAGAAAGACGAGCGAGUCAAGGUUGAUCACCAAAAGUCUACAGAGCUAAUGGCCGAGCUGCUGGCCGGCUCACCUGCUGCCAUCUUCCUGGCUAGUAUGUAUCAACGUGACGAACACGGACGCCGCAAGAUUCCAGUCUUGCUUGAGCAACUCAAGAUCACCAUUCCAUCCAGUCAAAAUCGCGAAACCAAAUCUGGCGAUCGCCACAUGGUAUUCACCAUCAAUUUGGAAUAUGGUAGCGGUCCUUCCCGUAUGUCCUGGACUAUCCAUCGUUCUCUCCGCGACUUCAGCAAUUUGCAUCUCAAGUACAAGUUCCAGAGUCAAUCAGAGCGCUACUCAAUACUCAAGACUGAAGACCGUACCAAAGCAAAGAUUCCUCGCUUCCCCAGAAGUGCUUUUCCUUAUCUUCGCGGUGUGAGAGGUCUGGCCGAUGAAGAGGAAGAUGAAGAUGACAAUGCUAUUGCAGAAGUCAGUGGUCAAGAAGGCGAAGCAAGCGGCCCCGAGCGACCCGGGAUGAAGAAGCGACGUAGAACGUCCUUUGCCUUGUCUAGGCGCAAGUCAAGUAUAGGCCACGCAUCUGGUCCCGAUGGUGUAACGGGCGAGGUCGCUCGAGCUGGUAGUAUCGCUGGAGCACCUGGAGGCGCCAAGGCUAAGGAUGUCUACAACGAACGUCAGCGAAGAAAACUCGAGAAUUACUUGCAGCAGAUGAUAAGAUGGCUGGUCUUCCGUCCUGACAGUACGAGACUGUGCAAGUUCCUCGAACUUUCUGCUCUGUCUUUACGCCUGUCAGUCGAAGGUGGCUAUCACGGAAAGGAGGGAUUAAUGUCCAUCAUUUCCAAGCCUAACAUUGACCUCCGCAGACGACCUGUCACUGGUUCCGUCUCGGCCUUCAAGCGCAAUGCAGAGCCCAAGUGGUUCAUGAUUCGUCACAGCUACAUUGUCGCCUUGGAUAGUCCCGAGUCGCUUGAGCCGCGUGAAGUCUUCCUUGUUGAUUCAGACUUCACCACCGACAAAGUCAGCAAGAAGCGCCUGAGAGAUCAAACAGCUGAAGAGCUCGCCAAGACUGCUGGUAAUGCUGCCCAGCCAAAGCAUCAUAUUCUCCGAUUGUACAAUGCGGAGAGGAAGCUAAAAAUGUUGGCAAAGAACGAGCGUCAACUGGUACAAUUCCAGGAAUCGAUCGACUUCAUGGUGCGAAACACGAUCUGGUCGCUGAAACAUCGGUUCGACAGUUUUGCGCCAGUUCGCAAGAACGUGUUUGCUCGCUGGUUGGUCGAUGGUAGAGAUCACAUGUGGCAAGUCUCGAGAGCCAUUGACAAUGCCCGAAGCUUUGUGUAUAUUCACGAUUGGUGGUUGAGUCCAGAACUGUAUCUUCGCAGACCUGCCGCCAUCAGUCAGAAGUGGCGUCUUGAUCGUCUGCUUUUGCGAAAGGCACAGGAAGGUGUCAAAAUCUUUGUCAUUGUCUACCGCAACAUCGAAUCCGCCAUCCCCAUCGACUCCGAAUAUACCAAGACCUCACUCCUCGAUCUCCACCCCAACAUUUGUGUACAGCGGUCGCCCAACCAGUUCAGGCAGAAUCAGUUCUUCUGGGCUCAUCAUGAGAAGCUCGUCGUGAUUGAUAACGCAAUGGCAUUUGUUGGCGGUGUCGACUUGUGCUUCGGUAGAUGGGAUGACCCUCAUCACUCUCUAACUGAUGACAAACUCACUGGAUUCGAGAUGGACAUGGAAGAAGCGAGGACUGCCGACAACUGUCAAGUCUGGCCUGGCAAGGAUUACUCCAACCCCAGAGUUCAGGACUUCUAUGGUCUAGAUCGCCCUUACGAGGAGAUGUACGACCGCACAAAGGUGCCUCGUAUGCCUUGGCACGACAUUGCCAUGACCAUUGUUGGUCAGCCUGCCAGAGAUGUCGCACGUCACUUUGUGCAGAGAUGGAACUAUGUUCUCAGACAGCGUGUGCCUUCUCGCCCUACACCAAUCCUCUUACCUCCACCCGAGUUUGAUCAGAGUGAGCUCGAAAGACUUGGUAUGACUGGUACCUGCCAAGUUCAAAUUCUUCGUUCUUGCACUGCCUGGUCUAUUGGCACGCCUAACAAGACCGAAUGCAGUAUCAUGAAUGCUUAUGUCUACCUCAUCGAGAACUCUCAGCACUUUGUCUAUAUCGAGAACCAGUUCUUCAUCACUAGCUGUGUCGUUGAAGGGACCCCAAUCCUCAACAAGAUUGGUGAUGCUCUCGUCAAGAGAAUCGAACUUGCUCAUGAGAGAGGCGACAAGUGGAGAGCAUGCUUGGUCAUCCCGCUCAUGCCGGGUUUCCAGAAUCAAGUCGAUUCUCAAGAUGGAACUAGUGUUCGUUUGAUCAUGCAGUGCCAGUACCGCAGUAUCUGCAGAGGCGAGUCCUCUAUCUUUGGUAGACUCCGCGCUCAGGGCAUUGAUCCUACUCAGUACAUUGAGUUCUACGCUCUCAGACAGUGGGGCAAGAUUGGUCCUCGCAAGUGCUUGACCACGGAGCAACUGUAUAUUCACGCCAAGUGUAUGGUUGUUGAUGACCGCAGUGUCAUUAUUGGUUCUGCCAAUAUCAACGAGCGGUCCAUGUUGGGUUCAAGAGAUUCCGAAGUGGCUGCCAUUGUCACUGAUCAGGAGAUGAUCCCUUCAUUUAUGGGAGGCAAGCCUUACGAUGUCGGCACUUUCCCUCACUCUCUUCGUAUGCGUCUCAUGCGUGAGCAUCUUGGCAUUGACGUUGAUGAGAUCUACCGUCGCGAAUGUGAAGCUGAGAAGGCCAUGCAAGACGAGGAGAUGGAGCGCAUCUAUAGAGACGACUACGAUACGCCACCUGAGACUCCCAGAGCUCAUGGAGGCCUGACCGAGGAGAAUCUAUCCCAAAACAGUGAACCUGAUGGCAAGGCCAACGUUCUGCAUAACUUCCUGAGCGAGACCAACAGUGGCAGCAGUCAUCAGCUUGAUGGCACCAACAGUAGAAGGAAGUCAACUGACAAAGGUCAUGACGCUGAUGUUACGGGCUAUGGUGUCGACAACAUGAAGGGACUUGAGGGUAUCGCCGACACGAAUGCGAGAGACACAUAUAUCACCAGCCACGGCAGGGAAGUUCUUCGCAACCACAAUUUACUCGACGGCGGUCCACAUCCUAGAUCGUCAUCUGUGAGAAGGGAUAUUAUUCACCACCUCCACGAGCUUCCUCAAAAUGCUAUCGAGGCGGGCCGCCUACUUCCUCCGAUCAUGCCGCCUCGUAUGAAUACUCGCGAACUUGGCUUGACACUCUUGUCUCAGCUUCCGGCUCUACCCGUGCUUGACGAUUCAGACAUAGGUGGUCCGUCAUUGCUCAAGGAUGUCAGUUCUGAGAACGCUCAUAUCAUCAACCCUCUAUUGAACUCUAUGCCCCGACCGGUAGUUGAUGAAGACUGCAUGCGUGACCCUCUGGAGAACGACUUUUACAAGAAGAUCUGGCAUCAAGUUGCGGAGAACAACACUCGCAUCUACCGACAAGUCUUCCGCUGUAUGCCAGACUCUGAUGUUCAAUCAUGGCAGUCGUACAAUCAGUUCAAUGCAUAUAACGAAAAGUUCAUGCUCUCGCAGGGUAUGGGCACCAGCUCACCACUUUCGAAAUCUGCAGGUGACGCACCAGAUACCAGUGGUCCUCCAGGCUCUGGCGGUACUGAUACACUGUCUUCUGCUGCCGCCCUCUCAGAGCGUGCAAGUAAACAUGCCAGUAAUAGGUUUAGUGGUUUGAGCAAGCUAUUCGGCAAUCGUCCCAGCACCUCACAAUCCAACAUUACUGCCGCCAAUGGCGAGUUGUCCGAGAAGCAAGCUUUGGAAGGCGAUGCUGCACCGACACCAGAUGAUGUGACCAACGAAGAAACCGUUGACGAAAAAGUGGCAGCUGCCCAGCGUAACGAUACCGCAAACACUGAAGCCACCCUCGCACCACCACCCCUCGACGGUGUUCCCACCAACAUUUCCUCCAACACCGCUCCUCGCGCCCGAGCCCGCACCAUCCAAUUCCCCGAAAUGACGGAAAAAGAAAAGAACUUCGAACCCGGAGCUCUACCACACGCCGCCACCAUCGGAGCUAACAUUUCCCACAGCACAUCGACCAAAAAACGACGCAACAGAGCAAACACCAAAGGCAGUGCCAAACUCAACGCCGAACAAGAAAUCCUGACUAAAGAAGAAGCCGAAGGAUUACUGAAACUCAUUCAAGGACAUUUGGUCACUUGGCCGUAUGACUGGUUAGUACAUGCAGAAAUUGACAAGUUUGGCAAGAAGAAGGACAGACAGAAAAAGGAGGGGGGUUUGAUUUUUGAUGUGGAUGUUGUUGCGCAGAAAAAUGCUAAUACUUUUGGUGGGAAUAGGCUUGAGAGAGAGGAAAAGGGUGGGAAUUGGCUUUACAGUAUUGAUCAGAUUGCUCCGUUGGAAAUUUAGUGAGUGAUGAAUUGGGAGGGAGAGUGGAGUUGGAGAUGAGGAUGAGAUGUGCUGACAUUUUCGGUAGUGAUUGAUCGAUGCGUGGUUGUAAACAACAAUGGACCUUGAUUGGUCUCCGCGACUUGGACUGUGA
Messenger RNA from Aureobasidium subglaciale EXF-2481, 5978 nucleotides. RefSeq lists its product as uncharacterized. The record is from RefSeq and is a predicted model, not a curated record. Lineage: Eukaryota; Fungi; Ascomycota; Dothideomycetes; Dothideales; Saccotheciaceae. The transcript has a single exon. The annotation marks the transcript as partial. Gene Ontology annotation, biological process: cell motility. Gene Ontology annotation, molecular function: phosphatidylinositol binding; catalytic activity.